Messenger RNA from Vitis riparia (riverbank grape), 2132 nucleotides. RefSeq lists its product as uncharacterized. The record is from RefSeq and is a predicted model, not a curated record. NCBI's taxonomy places the organism in Eukaryota, Viridiplantae, Streptophyta, Magnoliopsida, Vitales, Vitaceae. The coding region runs from base 452 to 1891 and encodes 479 amino acids. The transcript has 3 exons.
UCUAUCUCCAUAUAUAGAUAUGUGGGUGUGUAUAGAGAAAUGUUUUCUCGCCCUUUCUCUUCAAUUAUUAGUGUACCCCACCCACGUCUAUAUUUUGAUCAUAAAGAUGUAUUUUCCUUUUUUCUAAUUUUUCCUUUUCAUGGAAAUUUUGCAGUUUUGUGAGAUUAUUUUGAGUAAUUUUUUUUUUGUUUGUUUACUUGAGUGCAUGUGUUGCGAGGUUUAUCUAAACGUUGAUUCAAUUUUGGGGUGCUUUCAAGCAUAUAGUUUUGCUAUCGUGGGUGUGUCCUGAGGCGGGUUUUGUUUAUUUUUUGCUGGGUCAUCUUAGCUGUGUGACUUUGGGUGUUUUGUAUUGAUUAUACGAAGGUUGGAUCAGAUUCGGUGAUGUAUUGCUUUUUGUGAAUUGUAUGACCCAUAUUUUGCAUAGUAAAAUGUAUUAAAGAAUAGAAGGGUGAUGGCAGCAGCAGAAGCAAGGGCUGUUUGGCAAAGAGCAGCUAAUCGUUGCUUUGUCCAAGAAGAUGCUAAAAGAGCUCCAAAAUUAGCUUGCUGCCCAUCUUCAUCUUCAUCAUCCAAACAGGCUGAUGCAGGACAUGCCAAUGCAGCAGAUGGACCUGAUCAUCCCCCUGUAGGUUUCAUGCCCUUAAACAGGACUUCAUAUUCCAACCUGCCCCCUGAUACAAGAUGGUGGCUUCAGCUUCAACCUAACUAUGGGUACCAAAAGGGUUUAACAUCUGAACAGUUAAAUGCCUUGGAGGCAGAGGUAGAAAUGUUAAUAGAUGGAACUGCAAGCAAGACCUCUGAACUUGAUGGGGCUUAUGCACAGAAUGAAGAUGGUAGCGGACGUGUUGAUGGUGGCAAGAACACUGAAUCUUUUUUUGAUGUAGAUAAUAUAAACUUUGCUGGUUGUGUAGAGAAAGAUCCUGACUUUGGAAAGCAAGAGGUAAAUGCUCUAAAUAGUAAGAAUGCCCAAGACCUUGAAGUUAACAACAUGUGGAAGUACUACGAAUUAGUGGAGACAGAGCCUAUUGGCUCCUCAGCUUCCAAACAACCCAAUGAGCUCUAUUUGGAUUCAGAAUCUUCAUGGAUUGGGGUUGAGAAAAAUGAGCCGUGGUGGCGCACAGCAGAUACAGAUGAAUUGGCUUCCUUGGUGGUGCAGAAGUCACUUGACCAUAUUGAGAAUUGUGAUCUCCCCCCUCCUCAGAAGAUGCAUGUUAGGAGUGACCCAUUUGCCCCUCUUGGAUGUUUUGUUCACAAGGGCAACUUUGGCUCAUCUUUAGAUAGGAAGGCCCAAACUGGCACUCUCUCCAAUUUAACCCUUCAUUUGAAGGGCAGUUCCUCUUUGGGCAGCGCAGAUGGAAGACAGUGGGCUUCAGCUGAAGAUCGGCAUGGUUCAGACAAGCCAUUCAGCAGUUACAAUACAAACCACAAGGAUCUGACAGAAAUGCAAGGAAUUACCGACAAUGAUCCCAGCAAGGCUCAGCUGUUGGAAGCACUCCGCCACUCUCAAACACGUGCAAGGGAAGCUGAGAUAGCAGCAAAGCAAGCUCAUGAAGAGAAGGAGCAUAUUAUCAGUCUCUUCCUCAGACAAGCCUCACAACUCUUCGCCUAUAAGCAGUGGUUCCACCUGCUUCAACUAGAAAACCUUUACUCCCAAAUUAAGAACAAAGACCAUCCAAUCUCCACCCUUUUCCCAGUCACCCUACCAUGGACACCUUACAAAGCUAAGAAACAACGGAAGAGCUGGCAGAAGGCAACCAAGGGGAGACGAGGCAAACGAGCCCAACCAAGAUAUGACAUUAGCAAGUAUGCUGUUGCCUUUGCACUGGGGCUGAGUCUUGUUGGUGCAGGGUUGCUCCUAGGAUGGACUAUUGGGUGGAUGUUACCUACUUUGUAGUCUGGGUUUUGGUUUUGUCAAAGUUUCCUUCUUGCUGUGAAGAUUGGUUUCAACUAUUUCCUGCAUGUAUAUAUGUAUCAGUUUCCUUAGUCUCUGUUUCUACUUUCUAGAAGUUCAAGAAGUAUGUUGUUUGUGUAUAAAAUCAUGUGAUGAGAUUCAUAUUUGUGUAUAUGGAACAUACUGUGAAACAGGGAGAUCUCAUCAAAUUCCCCUCUGGGUGGAUGCCCAUUUAUAUUGGUAA